Messenger RNA from Dujonia railenensis, 768 nucleotides. NCBI's taxonomy places the organism in Eukaryota, Fungi, Ascomycota, Pichiomycetes, Serinales, Debaryomycetaceae. The record is from the annotation of a GenBank genome assembly.
AUGCCAUUCAAAUUCACUUUAACUUUCAGAAAACUGAAAAUGAAUGAAGAUUCAACAACCUCCACCGAAUUGAAAUCUAGAAACAUAUUCAAAAGAAUCAGAAGAUACUAUCGAAACAAAAAAGAAAAAGAAUCGUUCGAUCAAGAGCGACUAGAAUUAAUCAUGUCCUUAGAUGAUGAAAUAAAUUGGAUCCACGAAAACAAUAUGAAAGAAGUUGACCAAUACGAAGUCUUCGAAGAAAACAUCUUGGAAACCAGUUCAGUCAUUGAACAACCCCAAGAAGAAGACUUACAAGAGAAAGAAAAUUUUUGGAGACAGAAACCAAAAAAGGAACCAAUAGUCAAAAUAGCAUCCAACUACUUGGUAAAACAAUUCCCAAGAAAUAACUAUGAAAAGCUCAAUCCUUAUCAUGAAAAUGAAACUAAACAAUCAACCGAAGACUUUCCAAAAGAAUUAAAAUCAAUACUUAAAAAACCAAAGCCAAUAACGCUCAAAUCAUUCAAAACAAGUUCAAUAACACCACUUUCAACAUAUUCCAAUUUAUCAUUAAAUGCAAAUAACAACUCCAACUCCUUACUCAACACACCAACAAGUUCAAUACAACCUAGCCAAAAUUCAAAUAUGCUUUCAUGUGGGAAACCUGCUAGUAGUCUAGAGCUAAGUAAAUAUCUGAUGCAUUCAUCAGGAUCUACUUUAAAAUGUAUGAGUGAGAAAGAGAUAAAAAAACUAACCAAAAAAAAUACUAAAAUGAACAAAAGUAAAUACUAA